AUGGAGAGUACAAAUCAAUCACAAAUCGCAAAUAUCCCUUCUUCUACUGCUUCAACUAUUAAUAAUAAUAAAAAUAAUAAUAAUAAUAAUAAUAAUAAUAAUAAUAAUAAUAAUAAUAAUAAUAAUAAUAAUAAUAAUAAUAAUAAUAAUAAUAAUAAUAAUAAUAAUAAUAAUAAUAAUAAUAAUAAUAAUAACCAAAGUAAUAGCCAGCAUGAUGACACAAUUAAUAAUACACAAGAAAUUGAAGACGAAUCUCCUUCCCAAUCACCUACAUAUCCCAAUAAUAGUAAUAAUAAUAAUAUUAACUCCACUUCCACCAACAACAACAACAACAACAACCACAAUAAUAAUAUCAAUAGUAAUAGCAUUAAUGAGGCUAAUAACAAAUUAAAUGAAUCCGAUGAUUUAAAUAAUUCAACAUUUGUAAAUAAUCUUUUAACAAGUUUAAAAACUAGAUCCCAAAGUGAUCUAAAGCAAUUUCAACAACAACAACAACAACAACAACAACAACAACAACAACAACAACAACAACAACAAAACAAUAACAAUAUUAAUAGUCAUUCACCAAUAUUAUCAUCACAGCAUUCCUUUUCAAUUCCAAAUCAACCAAUCAUCACUCCAACACAGUCACAAUAUAUAAACAAUAGUAGGAAUAUGCAAUUCGAUAUAAAUGAUGUACAUCCAGAGUAUUUUUAUUCUCAAUUAAAUAGUAUCACUCAAAAUAAUAAUAAUAAUAAUAAUAAUAAUAAUAAUAAUAAUAAUAAUAAUAAUGUUAAUAAUAAUAAUGUUAAUAAUAAUUUAUCAAACCAAAAUAAUGAAUCAGAAAUUAAUAAUACUGCUUCCAGCAGUAAAAAAAGAAGUAGCAGUAGUUUAAAUACUAAUAAUAACAAUAAUAAUACUAAUAAUAGCAAUAAUAAUAAUAAUAAUAAUAAUAAUAAUAAUAAUAAUAAUAAUAAUAAUAAUAAUAAUAAUAAUAAUAAUAAUAAUAAUAAUAAUAAUAAUAAUAAUUUAAGUAAUGAUGAAAAUGAUAUGGACGAUAAAGCAAAAGAUGAAAAAUCAAAAGGUUUAAGAUAUUUAAGUUAUAAAGUUUGCCAAAAGGUUCAAUCUAAAAAGACUACAUCUUAUGUGGAGGUUUCCAAUGAAUUAUUAAGCGAAUAUAUUGAAGAGAAUAGAAGAAAUAUGGGUGCAGGUGUUAGUGAUGCUAGUUUUAAAACAAAUACAGUAAAGAGAAGAAUCUAUGACGUUUUAAAUGUUUUUCAAGCAAUGAAUAUCAUUACUAAAGAUAAACAAAAGAUUAGUUGGGUUGGUUUACCAUCUGGACUACCAUCACAACAACUACAACAAUUAAGAAAUAGUCAAGAAGAUAAUAACAACAAUAAUAGUAACAAUAAUAGCAAUAACACAAAUAAUAAUAAUAAUAAUAAUAAUAAUAAUAAUAAUAAUAAUAAUAAUAAUAAUAAUAAUAAUAAUAAUAAUAAUAAUAAUAAUAAUUCUACAAUUACUCCAACACCAGUUAUACAAACUAAUCAAUCAAUUGCAAAACAAUUGGAGGAUAUAAAAGAAAGAAUUCAAGCAAAGAAAAAACAAUUAAAAGAUUUGAAUCAACAAGAAAAAGAUUACCAAGAAUUACAUUCAAGAAACACUUUAUUAGAACAAAGAAAAGAUCAAUCAUUGAAAAAUAAAAUAUUCUUACCAUUCAUUGUAUUGAGUACUCAAAAUUCAACAGUAAUCGAUUGUGAAGUAGAGAAUGAACGUUCGAAAUACUUUUUCAAUUUCUCUCAAUCUUUUAAUAUCAUUGAUGAUGAUUCAUUGGUCAAAAGUGUUUUGGAGAAUCCACUUUCAAAUAACCCUUCAUUGGGUAACAAUUUACCAACUACAAUCACAAAUAGAUCACUUUCAACUCCUAUAUUACCUUCUCAAGUUUCAAAUGAACCCAAAUCAAAUGGUAGAAAAAAAAGAAAAAAAGAUGAUUAA
This is a messenger RNA of Dictyostelium discoideum AX4, 1974 nucleotides long. RefSeq names its product transcription factor E2F/dimerisation partner family protein (gene tfdp2). The coding region runs from base 1 to 1974 and encodes 657 amino acids. The record is from RefSeq and is a predicted model, not a curated record. The transcript is spliced from 2 exons. Gene Ontology annotation, cellular component: nucleus; transcription regulator complex. NCBI's taxonomy places the organism in Eukaryota, Evosea, Eumycetozoa, Dictyosteliales, Dictyosteliaceae. Gene Ontology annotation, biological process: regulation of DNA-templated transcription; regulation of cell cycle.